This is a messenger RNA of Amoebophrya sp. A25, 204 nucleotides long. The record is from the annotation of a GenBank genome assembly. NCBI's taxonomy places the organism in Eukaryota, Dinophyceae, Syndiniales, Amoebophryaceae.
AUGCUAGAUGCUCAAAUCAGUGCCUCGCGUCGUGGGUUUCAGAACACGAUGAGCCGUUUGUUUCGAAAACCUAGAGAACAAAUAGCAGCUAGCAGUGACAAUCUGGCACUUGUUGGAGGAGGUGAAGUUGCUAGUACAACUAGUAGUGUCAAACAAGUGACGUUCAACACCGGACCUGGUAGUGGAGGAGGUGGGAAAAUCCAU